UUGUUGAAUUCACGCACACAUCAUCCGAUCGGAUUAACUGCUGGGUACUGAUAGUUUUUUAGGCAGCCUCAAUUUAUUUUCUUUAUUUGGAAUACUUUGUGGAAGUAGCGUUUUUUUCUACCGUCUUUUUUUAAAUAAGGCAUAUACCGACAUGUUAAAGACCUUACAACUUGCCAAAAAUGCUUCAUUAUUUUGUUCUAAACCGGCGUUGAUUCCAGCCAAUCGAUUACAGCUUUGUGUUUGCUCUGUAUCCACAGAGGCUAAUUUUGGACUGCAGAAAACCAGGGUAGAUGAUAAUAUUCUCCUGCAGAAGUCCGCCACGUCAAGACCCGGUGCACCGCUAGUUCUCAUGUACAGUUGGCUGGCAGCUAAGCAGCGCCAUCUCGACCGUUUCUCCAAGUUGUAUCUCAACAAAGGAUGCGACGUGGUGUAUGUUCAGAUAAAACCCUUACAGCUUUUGCGUCCAACAGUAGGUUCGCAAAAGAUUGCUGAGAAACUGGUCGGACUUGUGCAAGACUCGGGACACAACGACCGGCCACUUUUUGUGCACACGUUUUCUGUGGGAGCUUAUCUGCACAGCGAAACUCUCACGAAAAUGUCACAACAUGAUGCGAUGCACCAGACCGCGAUAGUAGACCGGAUAGCUGGCCAGGUGUUUGACAGUGCAGUAGAUUUAGAUAAUGUACCGUACGGUACAUCGAGGGCGCUCUUGAAAAACCAUCUAGCACAGAAUUCUCUCGAGUGGAUAUUGAAUGCUUUCCUGAAAGUCACUUAUAAACACACGAUGGCACACUAUGAGAAAGCUCACAAAACAUUCUUCUGCAACCCGGCGUCUACUCCAUUACUUUUUUUAUAUUCCCAGGUAGAUCCGGUCGCUCCAGCUAGUACUAUUGAACGAUGCAUGAACAUUCUUAAGAAUGACCAUGGCAAAGAAGUUCAUAGUAAAUCAUUCGAGAGCUCGGCUCAUGUUAGCCACAUGUAUCAAUACCAAAAUGAGUAUGUAGCAGCUCUGGAAAGCUUUCUGCACAAUCUGAGCUGCUUCAAUGAUGAAAAACCAAAGUGAUAUGUUAUUGUAGAUUGUGUCAAUUUCAUAUCAUGUUUUAGUGAGUUUGUAUGAUGAUGGAGCUUGCUAUAUAUGAUUUCUGUUUCUUGAAGACAGUUGAAAAAAAUCACACUGUUGCCAUAACAUCAGAUUAUGAGAAGGGUGUGUGCAUGUAGUAAACUGUGAGGGCAGCAAACAACAUAGUGCAUGUAUGUACAGUAGUGUCCUAUUACGUUACAUUAUUAAUGUUAUUUUUCUACUUUAUGUACUUCAUUAUAUUUUUUGAGCCACUUUUGUUGCAAGAAUUUCUGUGAAAUCCAAACAUCUAAAUGUUGAGUAUUCAAGUGUGCCUGGCCAGUGCCUAUAAUAUACAAAUGUGUGUAUGAGGGUUGUAGUGUGUAAUAUACAAGUAUAUAAAUAAUAAUGAAGACAUUUAUAUAUUUAUUAAAUAAUUAUUUUGCUAUUUCUGGAGCUCUCUCCCUCUCACCUGUUAAUGUAUAUGAAAUGUUAUUUUAUAUUUGCUGUACUGUACUUGAGUUUUAUUGGUGAUGCAUGAUGAAAAUUUCAGAUUUUUAAAUAUUCUAUUUUGUUUUCUAUUAAUACUUAUAUUUAUGGAUAUUUUAAAUUGUUAAUAGUUAUAAAUAUGUUUGGGAUUAAAAUUAGCUGUCCAAUUUGCUGCAAUUGUGUAUUCUAUGUUUUUUUUUAAAGAUAUAAAGAUAAACGAAUUUGGAUCUGGAAGUGUCUCUAUUUUUAUAUAAUUUAUUUGCCAUACUUGUUUUCAAAAUCUUCUUAUGAAAUUUAAUAUCUCCUUUUUUGAUAUGUAUGGAGAUCACUCACACUUUAAAUUCUGAUUUAGGAUACAAAGUGAAUUAUUGCAGUUGAGGAUUACCAGUGUAUGUACAGUACAUUAAUCAAUGCCAGUCCAAGUAUUCUUUAGUAUUAAUAGUUGAUUAUUAUGCACUACAAAAAAACAACAUUCUAUUUCUAUUAUAAGUAGCAGUCAGUUUGUUUCUUCAGUAAUAUUAACAAUGUGGUCAACGUAAACAUUUUUCCCACCAAAUAAUGUUGAUUGAACAUGCUAUCAUCAGUUUUUGAGUACACUACGCUUGUGUAGAUAUACUCUAUGGUGUGGUAGUAGAAUUACUACCACUGUAAAAUGGAAUGUGUGAAGGUUCAUUUCAGUUCUUAGGUAUGUGCUUUUGUAAUAUUCAUUGCAUAUUAUGCAAUACCUUUAGAAAAAGAUGUGUCCUAAUGGGAAAAUCCAAGGGUGUAUACCGUUUUGCCUCGUGUUUGUAGAGCAAAUGAAAUGUAAUCAGAAGGUCUUGGGUUCAAAUCCUUAUAGGGUUGGACUUGAGUGCUUUAGGGCUGGGCUAAUAAAAAAUACAUUAAAACUAGACCAAUAUUCAAUAGCUGAUAUAUAAAGGCUAGUAAUUAUUUUGGCAAAACUUGGUCCAGCAAAAAAAAAAAAAAAAAAAAAAAAAAAAAAAAAAAAAAAAAAAAA
This is a messenger RNA of Anneissia japonica, 2543 nucleotides long. Its product is annotated as transmembrane protein 53-like. The record is from RefSeq and is a predicted model, not a curated record. Lineage: Eukaryota; Metazoa; Echinodermata; Crinoidea; Comatulida; Comatulidae. Gene Ontology annotation, molecular function: serine hydrolase activity. The transcript is spliced from 2 exons. The coding region runs from base 152 to 1063 and encodes 303 amino acids.